AUGAAGGACUCCCGGGCGGGGCUGGGUGUCUGGGGCGUGUCCAGGCUGCAUGCCUUUGCUGGAAAAAGGACGUCUGUGGCCGCGUGUCCUCUCUCCGGGUGGGGAGUAGCGGCCUCGCGCGUGCACGGGCUGGACGUGGUUUCAGCUGGCGGUGUCAGGAGGUCAGGUGUUGCCUUGGCCGCAAAAACCAGAACAGGAGGAAAGAAGAUCCACUGUGCAUCAAAAGUCAUGGCAGAGGGUCUGAAGUUUGAAGAUGUGGCCAUUUUCUUCUCUCAAAAGGAAUGGGAAUGCUUGCACUCUACCCAAAAGGAUUUGUACCGAGAUAUAAUGUUGGAAAAUUAUAACAACCUGAUCUCACUGGGACUUUCUGAUUCUAAGCCAGAUGUGAUCUCCUUAUUGGAACAGGGGAAAGAACCCUGGAUUGUUAAAAAGAAGGAGGCAAAAGAAUGGUGCCCAGAUUGGGAGUCCAGAAGAAAAACCAAGAAUUUGUCUCCAAAGGAGGGCAGUUAUGAAAUUAAGUCAUUGCAACCAAAGAUAACAAAAAGACCCAUAAGUUCUAACCUUGUGUGCAUUAGGGUCAAAAAUAAUAGUGAAAUCAAAUGCUACUUGGAGAAACAACAGGAUGGACAUUUCAGACCAAUGGUAAUGACCUCUGAAGAAAGGUCUGCUUCUAUUCAGUGUACGGUCAAUAGACUACCUCAUAUAAUUCAUACUGGAGCGAAAUGUGAAUGCAAGGAAUAUAAAGAAGCUUUCAGUUACCAAGCACACCACCUGCAACAUGAAAGCAUUCAUAAUAAGGAAAAAAGCUCUAAAUGUGGAGACUAUGGUAAAGCCUUUAAUAGUAGAUCAGGCUUGAUUAAACAUCAAAGAAUUCAUGAAAGAAAGAAAAGUAAUGAAUAUGAGAAAUGUGCCUUUAUUCAUGACUCUGAAAUUACUAAACCUCAAAGCAUUAAUAUUGGUGAGAAAGCUCAUAAAUGUAAAGAAUGUGGAAAAGCUUUUCAUUCUAGCUCACAACUUUCAAAACAUCAAAGGAUUCAUAUUGGUGAGAAACCCUAUAAAUGUAAGGAGUGUGAGAAGGCAUUUUCAUCUACCUCACAACUUAAUUUACAUCAGAGAAUUCAUACAGAUGAGAAAUACUAUGAAUGUAAGGAAUGUGGAAAAGCCUUCACCCGUCCCUCACAUCUUUUUCGACAUCAGAGAAUCCAUACAGGUGAGAAACCCCAUAAGUGUAAGGAAUGUGGUAAAGCUUUUCGUUAUGAUACACAACUUAGUCUUCAUCAAAUAAUUCAUACUGGUGAAAGACGCUAUGAAUGUAAAGAGUGUGGAAGGGUAUAUAGUUGUUCCUCACAACUGAAUCUGCAUCGAAGAAUUCAUACUGGUGAGAAACCUCAUAAAUGUAAGCAGUGUGGGAAAGCUUUUAUCUCUGAUUCACAUCUUAUUCGACAUCAGAGUGUUCAUACUGGUGAGAAACCAUAUAAAUGUAAGGAAUGUGGGAAGUCCUUUCGCCGUGGCUCAGAACUUACUCGACACCAGAGAGCUCACAGUGGUGAGAAGCCCUAUAAAUGCAAGGAAUGUGGAAUGGCCUUUACUUGUAGCACAGAACUUAUUCGACAUAAAAAAAUUCACACUGGUGAGAGACCCCAUAAAUGUAAGGAAUGUGAGAAGGCUUUUAUUAGAAGGUCAGAACUUAUUCAUCACCAGAGAAGUCAUACUGGUGAAAAACCAUAUGAGUGUAAGGAAUGUGGGAAGGCCUUUGGUCGCAGCUCAGAACUUAAUCGACACCAGAAAAUUCACACUGGUGAGAAACCUUAUGAAUGUAAGCAAUGUGGAAAAGCCUUUAUUCGUGGGUCACAUCUUAGUCAACAUCAAAAAAUUCAUGCAGCAUAGAGGAAUGAAUGGAGACAUGAGGGAAGGUUCAGAAUUUAAUUGUAAUCUGAAAUUCAUACUAGUAACACCUCCUGUGAUUAUAAGGAAUGUGGGAAAGCAUUUGAGGAUAAUAAUUUAAUAACAUAGUCUGUACUAUAGAUAUAAAGUUUUUAUUUAAGGGCCAAAAUUUAUCGAGCAUUUGUUACUGAUGAGAAACCUUAUGUUCACAAUUGGAAGUGUUUAUUUGUGUUUUAAACCUCAUUUGAUAUCAGAAUUCAAUUGGUGCAAAAACAAAAACCUUCAUGAAUGUAAGAAAAAUGAAAUCAGCAAAUAUGUUAGAGACAUUAAUCAUUUAAAUCUUUCUCAACAUCAGGGUCAUUAACCUUUAGGGAAAUAAAAUAUUUAUAAUAUAAAUGACAUAUAUAUGGGACACCAAUUUGCUUUAGCUGACAAAUUAUCUAUCUGAUAGUCAUACUUAAUGAAGGCUAUAUUAAUAUUAAAGUUGUAGAAAAUUAGUUUACCCUGCCCAAAUCUUGUUCAGAUUUGCAAACUCAUUCUUUAAAAUUAACUUGAACUGAAUGAGAGUGGGAAAGGAUUUAACCAAUAGUUAGUCUUUAUUUGCCUUCACCACUAUAACUCAUAUUUUAUAGGACAAAUUAUUUAACUAUGUCUAAGUUUUCUCAUUUAUAAAUUGGUAAUAUUAGCACCAUUUUUUAGUAGCAUUGUGAAGAUUAAAUAAUUACAUUAUAUCCCAUAGAACAGUGUCUGUAUUGUAUUGAAAGUCUGCUAGAUAAGAGUUGCCUUUAUUAUUAAUAAGCAUUUUUAUUUUCAUAGGUAUUAUUAGAGAUUAUAUAAGAGAAAAGCCUCUGGGGGUCAGUGACUAUAUGAACAUCUUAAUUCAUGUCUUUAUUAAAGAAUGGUAGGUAAUUCCUUCUGGAGAAAAAUUUAAAAACAAACUUUUGUUAUAGCUUAUAUUUUUGUCCCAUCAGAAGAUUCAUAAUGUAAAGAAUCCCAGUAGAAUAAAAGUGGGUAGUUCUGAGGUCAGGGUGAAGACUUGGAUUAUAUAUUAAGACAUUAAAAAAAAUUACAUAGGGCACACCCUAUGGUUUCUGUUUUGGAUAAUUAGAAAAUAACAAAGCCUUAGUCUAAAUGCAUUUUUUUCUAUAUGGAAAUUUAGAAGAAAACUAAAUAUUUUUAUAUUAAAAGGCAAAUUAUCAUUAGUAAUGAAUGACAAAGAGAAGACUACAUGUUGAAAUUUGAAGGAUACAGCAAUGCAAUACUUGAGGAAAAUUUACUUCUUUCAAUAUGUAUAGGAAACAGGAAAAAUUAAGGCCAGGAUUCUUUCCCACUGCCCAUUCCCUAUUCCUGGUAGGUUCCCAGUAAACAUUGUUGAUCAAAGGAAUAAGAGAGUGAACGAAUAAGCAUUUUACCCUCAUAUGUUGAAAAGUUCUAAUAAAAUAAGUAUAGAGCCAAAAAACAAAGAAAAAAACUUGAAAACAUUUUUUUUUUUUUAAUGAAAAACACUGUAUCCUAUAAAGGAAGAAAAAACUCAUGAAUAAGAGCGGGUAUAUAAUUACAAAAGUGGAUGAUAUUUAAAGGAAUAAGCAAUAUUAUUGUGGCUGAUACUGUUGAUUGCCUAUUCAUUGGUAUUAACUAUUCUCCUUUUGUCAGGGUUACCUGCCACCCACUUAAGUCUAAAUGCGAGAUGCUUGCCCACCUAGGUUCCUUUGCAUCUUGGCAUAUGUAUACCAAUUCAGUUAAGUUUUCUUUCCUAACAAAAUAGGAAGAAAUGGUUUUCUUAUAUACAGAAUGCAUGUCUAUAUGUCUUUGUGAUAUUUGGAAUUGUAGCCAUUUUGCAACCAGAGGGGUAAGAGACAGAUUGGCAUGGGAUAGGUGGGAAUUACCUUUGUCCUUAACAUUGUUGAGCUGAUGAAACAAUUCGUAACUGCCCUGUUCCAGACUUAUGUGAAAAAGAAACUCCAUCAUAUCUGUUAUAAGUUUAUACUCAACUUUUAAAAAUAUAUCUGAGUCUCAGGAAAAAAUAUUUUUAUAAAUAUAUACACACAUUUAUUCAACGUUAGUAAGAUGGGAAAUUGUUUAUAUUCAUCUUUUUACAGUAUAACAAAUUGUGGAAAAGCAUUACUUUCUUAAACAUAUUAAUAUGUUGGGUAUAUUUCAGGUAUGGUUUAAGAGCACUACAAUAUAUUGAAUAUGGAAUUAAAAUGAGACAAAAUCUUUUUGCUUUUGGAGAGUCUUGUCUUCAAUUUGUAAAAAAAAAAAAUAAAGCAACAUCUGUAACAUGCAAUAAAGCAAACCACAAUAUGCCUAUAUGUGUAUAUGCACAUUCAACUGUGAUUUGGUAAUUCAUAGGAAAUGUGUAUUUAGAGUAAUUUGCAGUAUGCCUAAUUUAUAUUCAGCUUUUUACAGUUGUCUGAAAUCCUAGAAAAGUACUAUUUUCCUGAAUAAAGUAAGAAUCGUGAGAAAAACUAAAGAACUACACCGUGUUAUUCCUCUAUUUCCAGAGAAUCUUACACAUAAAAUCUUCUAAGUGUUCUAUAUACAAAGUCAUAGUUAUAGGGCUAGCAUAACCUGUUAACCAAAUUUGAGUAAGGAAAGUAUCCAAAUCCAAAUCAGCUAUAAAAAAUAAUACAUUGUAUUCAUUGUAUAUGAAUAUUCCAAUUAAAAUACCAAGUCAAAUCUAGCAGCCUAAUAGAAAAGUAAUAUGAUUUUUUUUAAUCCAGAUAAAGUGACCUGACCUGUC
This is a messenger RNA of Pipistrellus kuhlii (Kuhl's pipistrelle), 4627 nucleotides long. RefSeq names its product zinc finger protein 568. Gene Ontology annotation, biological process: negative regulation of transcription by RNA polymerase II; regulation of cytokine production; regulation of immune system process. Lineage: Eukaryota; Metazoa; Chordata; Mammalia; Chiroptera; Vespertilionidae. The record is from RefSeq and is a predicted model, not a curated record. Bases 1 to 1887 code for a protein of 628 amino acids. The transcript is spliced from 5 exons.